Molecule: messenger RNA, 678 nt
Organism: Geodia barretti
Lineage: Eukaryota; Metazoa; Porifera; Demospongiae; Tetractinellida; Geodiidae
Source: the annotation of a GenBank genome assembly
AUGGUAGCACUGUACAACCACACGAAACAGACCGAAAAACUAAGGAAUACUCAAAAGGAGGGACUUAGGAUAAAGCAGAUCAAGCAAAACACCAGAUAUGCAAUAGUGCUUGUAACACUUUUUGGACUAGGAUGGGUUUUCGGACUUUUUGUGACUGGCUACCCUCAAGCACCUAUGGAAGUGACCUUUACAUUGCAGUUUGGAUUCUGCUUGUUCGUCUCCACUCAAGGAGUCUUGCUUUUUGUGUUCCAAGUACUUUUAUCACGAGAUGCUCGGGAUUUUUGGCUUAGCAAACUUGACAUAUGUUUCCCAUCCAUCAAGAAAUAUCGCAUCUCGGAUCCAAAGAAAGCAAAGCAUGGUUACAAAAAGAAAACCAUCAUGAAACGAGUUACUGGUCUCUUCAAAACUCCAAAGCCUGACGAUAUUUUGAAAUCGACUGACCACACGUUUACCACCAUGGAAAGAGGCGGCCACAUGAGCUCUGGGAUAACAGAAAGCUUUGAAGCAAGUUACCACACAACCACACUUCCGCGCCCGAGAACCUCUCCUCUUUAUACAGCACCUCGUUAUUCCACUGCUGAGAGUAGUGCUAUUGCAAGUGAAAUGAAAAGUACUGGGGCUGAAUUACAUCUUUCAGAUAUUGAUUUCGACAAACUAAGUCUACAGGACGAUUUUUGA